Messenger RNA from Puntigrus tetrazona (Sumatra barb), 2016 nucleotides. It is a transcript of the gene glula, whose product is annotated as glutamate-ammonia ligase (glutamine synthase) a. Gene Ontology annotation, molecular function: glutamine synthetase activity. NCBI's taxonomy places the organism in Eukaryota, Metazoa, Chordata, Actinopteri, Cypriniformes, Cyprinidae. The transcript is spliced from 7 exons. Gene Ontology annotation, cellular component: cytoplasm. The record is from RefSeq and is a predicted model, not a curated record. Bases 177 to 1292 code for a protein of 371 amino acids.
AUCACACGCGCCGGGAUCCUGUCACCACACGUAUAAAUCAGGCUGACAGCCCUAACUCCUGGUCAGAGGAUGAGAGAACACCAAACACAAAACUAUCUGUCAAACAACUGGACCUGCCAGUUCGAUAUCAUACAUUUUAAUUUCUGUUGGUGUCCAGGGGUUUUAUAGUAAUAAAAAUGGCCACGUCUGCCAGUGCUCAGUUGAGUAAAGUGGUAAAACGGCAGUAUAUGGAACUGCCUCAGGGAGACAAAGUACAAGCCAUGUAUAUCUGGAUAGACGGAACUGGAGAAGGACUGCGAUGCAAGACCAGGACACUGGACUCGGAGCCUAAAAGUAUUGAAGAUCUUCCUGAGUGGAACUUUGAUGGUUCCAGCACAUAUCAAUCUGAGGGCUCCAACAGCGACAUGUAUCUCAUCCCCUCUGCAAUGUUCAGGGAUCCUUUCCGCAAAGACCCCAACAAGUUGGUCUUGUGUGAGGUGCUCAAGUACAACCGGAAACCUGCUGAAACCAACCAUCGUUACAAAUGUAAAAAGAUCAUGGAAAUGGUAGAUCAUCAGAGCCCUUGGUUUGGCAUGGAACAGGAGUACACCAUCCUGGGUACCGAUGGACAUCCAUUUGGCUGGCCCUCCAAUGGGUUCCCUGGUCCCCAAGGACCAUACUACUGUGGAGUUGGAGCAGAUAAAGCUUACGGCAGAGACGUUGUGGAGGCGCAUUACAAAGCCUGCCUCUAUGCUGGUGUAAUGAUCUGUGGAACCAAUGCUGAAGUUAUGCCAGCUCAGUGGGAGUUCCAGGUUGGCCCCUGUGAAGGCAUCAACAUGGGAGAUCACUUGUGGGUAGCUCGUUUCAUCUUGCACAGAGUUUGUGAAGAUUUCGGUGUGGUAGCCUCAUUUGAUCCUAAGCCAAUCCCAGGCAACUGGAAUGGUGCUGGUUGCCACACUAACUUUAGCACCAAGGAAAUGCGGGAAGAUGGUGGGCUGAAAUGCAUUGAGGAGUGUAUUGAUAAGCUUGGAAAGAGGCACAACUACCACAUUCGCGCCUAUGAUCCAAAGGGAGGCCUGGACAAUGCUCGCAGACUGACUGGCCACCAUGAAACCUCCAACAUCCACGAGUUCUCUGCAGGUGUGGCAAACCGUGGUGCUAGCAUCCGCAUCCCACGAACCGUGGGACAAGAAAAGAAGGGUUACUUUGAGGAUCGCCGACCGUCUGCCAACUGCGACCCCUAUGCGGUGACCGAGGCCCUGAUUCGCACAUGUUUGCUUGAUGAAGAGGGUGAUGAACCUGUGGACUACUAGAUCUCUCUUCUCCUGGACUGAACUGAACUGCCAUACUUCCCUGUUUUCUUUUUUUUUUUUUUUAAAUGGCCAAGCCAAAUUAGUACUGUAUCUUGUUUUCUAUCAGGGCGGUUCUAACCUGGCAUUUUAAUAUUGUUGAAGUUGACUGGUCAACUUAACACUAUAAGAUUAAAUCAGAAGUUAACCUGAUCUGACUGUGGACAUGGUGUUGCAAGGCAUGUCUCUCCCGUUGUUUUUUUCCUGAUUUUUAAUUGUUUCUUGGGGAGUGGAUGUUCAGUGUAUAGCAUUGAAAGCUCUCUAUGAUCCCAUGACUCUACCUUUUGUAGUUCAGAUGAACUGAAACAAGUCAAAUGCACAGAACCUGGGGCUGCCAAGGCUAGAUAUCUAAUUUCUUUUAAACCAAUAGCUAGUUGUUGCGUCUGUUGACUUGAUUAUUUCAAGUAUGUAAUGUUUCAAUGCAUCUUACUAACAGUGUAUUAAAUGGCAAAUCUUGUUAUCCAUUUUGACUGUACACACUACGCUGUUUUUGUUGUGCGGUACACUUCACAGUCGAGGUCCAACAACUAUCCUGUUUUUAUACUUGUUGAUCUGUUAUUUGUCAUGUUAAAUCCCUGGUUCAUCAAGGAUUUGAUCCUGUUUGUCUACUACUAUGAUGUAACUGCACCCAUUUGGUAAAAACUGAAGUUGCUAAAAGGAGACUUAAACAUUUAUUUUUUACCACAAA